AUGUUGGAUAUUCCAAAGGCGCUUGAUGUGCUUACCUCCAUGAUUGAGCCUUUUCUUAUUGAAUGCGAAACAUCUGAAAUCGGUUUCAAAGCUAUGGGUAUUGCUGUUAUAGUGAUCAAUACAACCGUACAAGCGGGCAUUAACCACGGUUCCACAGGCUUGCUGCUCAAUAACAUGAAUUCAGCUGUAUUCUUCAUCAGUCUAGGCACCACGUCGAUGGCCACACUUCUAAUUGGAUACAGAAUAUACCCUGUAGUCAAUAAUACAAGUCGAUCGAGGACAAGAUACAAGCAGAUCAUCACUAUAAUUGUUGAAUCAUCCGCGCUAUAUUCACUCUGCUUGCUAUUUGAGGCUCUGUCCACUGAAAUCUCUGCACUUGGAGACAUAGACUCCCCAUUGGGUGAAGGACUUGCGCCUACAGCCAUGGUUUUGCGUCUUGCACUCGUCAACGCGAGCAGCACAAUUGACGAUAGCACCAUGGCACACGUAUCUGAUAUGGACUUUGGCGAGGCUCAGCAGGGAAGGGCAGCCAACGGUAGUGGAGAUACGCCCAAUCAGGAACGCAAAUCCUCUGCCCGAGUCGAGGGUGGCGAGAACGACCACGUCCUCGUUACGGAGAAAAUUCUGGGGCAGCGCCGCGGGGAGGAUUAG
Messenger RNA from Psilocybe cubensis, 651 nucleotides. RefSeq lists its product as uncharacterized. The transcript has 4 exons. NCBI's taxonomy places the organism in Eukaryota, Fungi, Basidiomycota, Agaricomycetes, Agaricales, Agrocybaceae. Bases 1 to 651 code for a protein of 216 amino acids. The record is from RefSeq and is a predicted model, not a curated record.